Messenger RNA from Pollicipes pollicipes, 661 nucleotides. RefSeq lists its product as uncharacterized. The transcript has 3 exons. The coding region runs from base 311 to 661 and encodes 116 amino acids. Lineage: Eukaryota; Metazoa; Arthropoda; Thecostraca; Pollicipedomorpha; Pollicipedidae. The record is from RefSeq and is a predicted model, not a curated record.
GGGGUGUGGUGGGACUGGUGCAGCAGGACUGGCGUGCGUUGGGACUGGUGCGACAGGACUGGGGUGCGGUGGAGCUGGGAACGGCCCGGAGACUGUCGAACUGCAGCCGAGAUUGAACGUGACGCAGCGGCGAGGCGUGGCCUGUCCUGCUCGUCUCUGCCAGCCCCAGGGCUGCUGUGAGGGUAUCGCACCGACGCCGAAAGGCUAAAAGUACGGCUGGUAGACAGGCUGAGACGGCCGGGCAGCCGGCCGGGCGGUGAAGAGGACAGGCUGAUUGGCUGACAGGCGGUCAGGCUGGCCAGGCGGAGCGAUGCCGGGUAACUCUGUGAUCUGGCUGAUCUGUAUCGUGAUAGCGGUGCUGAUCUGCGUGCUCUGGGUGCUCAUCUGCUACAUCGGCUUCUGCAAGCUCCGGCUCCAGCGGCGCUCGGACGAGGAGAGCCUGCUAGGCGCCGGCCUCUUCCUGCACGACCCUUCCCUGCCGAGCACCCCGCCUUCCCAGCGAGAACUAUGGAUGAGAUCCAACGGACUGAACGGCGGCCCCCACAGACCCGAGGAGAAAAGGUCCACCAUAUCCAGGUACAGUGACUGGCUCAUCGCCGAUAGCAGCACGCCCUCGCCAACGUUGUGUCGCAUUUCGUGCGUGUUGAACUCAACCGAGUGA